AUGCACUUGUCAAACCAUGCACCAGGUGGGCGUGGCGGUGCCAAGCAGAGCAAGGCCACCAAGGAGGAGCUGGAUGCCGACCUGGACGCCUACUUCCUCAAGGAUGGCAAGACAGCUGCCCAGAAAUUGAACUCAGACCUCGACGACUACUGGUCCAAGAAGCCGGCUACCGCCACGGAGGAGGAGGCCGCCCCCGCUGCUGCAGAGGAGGCCCUCCCCGUGGAGGAGGAUAAGGUCCCCGCCGAAUAG
Molecule: messenger RNA, 249 nt
Organism: Auxenochlorella protothecoides
Lineage: Eukaryota; Viridiplantae; Chlorophyta; Trebouxiophyceae; Chlorellales; Chlorellaceae
Exons: 2
Coding region: 1-249 (82 amino acids)
Source: RefSeq, a predicted model, not a curated record